Acanthosepion pharaonis is the source of this 711-nucleotide messenger RNA. Lineage: Eukaryota; Metazoa; Mollusca; Cephalopoda; Sepiida; Sepiidae. The record is from the annotation of a GenBank genome assembly.
AUGGCCUGGCUGCAACAGAGAUAUAUACUUUCUUCUUCUCUCAUUUUCUCUUUUCUUUCUUUCUUCUUUACACAGUUCAGCUUCAAACACAGUCUGGAUGCAACAGAGAUAUAUACUUUCUUCUUCUCUCUUGAUUUCUCUUUUCUUUCUUCAAACACAGGCUGUAUUCUCAGCAUGCAAACCGUCCCUUCAUCACCUCUUUCACUUCUUCAUCUUUUCCCUCCCUUCAUCACUUCCUUUCACUUCUUCAUCGUUGCCCUCCCUUCAUCACCUCCUUUCACUUCUUCAUCUUUGCCCUCCCUUCAUCACCUCCUUUCACUUCUUCAUCUUUUCCCUCCCUUCAUCACCUCCUUUCACCUCUUCAUCUUUGCUGGCAUCCUCCUCUUCCUCAAUGUCCUCCUAGAGAAUAUCAUCCUCUGUGCCAUCCAUAGCAUUUGUAAUGCAGCACUUUUUAAAGCCCUUAAUGAUGAUGGCUGGGUCAACAGCCUCCCAGGCUUCUUUGAUCCACCCAGCAAUGACCACUAUGUUCACUUUCUUGCAACAGUUCAGUUUCCAAACCCGACUCACUGCAACAGGGAUGUACACUUUCUUCCCCUCUUUGGUUUUCUUCUUUCUUUCCUUCUUCUUCUUUACACAAUUCAGCUUAUAACAGAGGUAUACACUUUCUUCUCUGGUUUUCCUUUUUCUUUCUUUACACAAUUCAAUUUGUAA